Molecule: messenger RNA, 2009 nt
Organism: Spinacia oleracea (spinach)
Lineage: Eukaryota; Viridiplantae; Streptophyta; Magnoliopsida; Caryophyllales; Amaranthaceae
Product: probable beta-1,4-xylosyltransferase IRX10L
Exons: 4
Coding region: 413-1666 (417 amino acids)
Biological process (GO): plant-type secondary cell wall biogenesis; glucuronoxylan biosynthetic process
Molecular function (GO): 1,4-beta-D-xylan synthase activity; glucuronoxylan glucuronosyltransferase activity
Source: RefSeq, a predicted model, not a curated record
GUGGUAGGCGAAAGAAAAGGGAAAGAAAGAAAAGGAGAGAGAAAACAGGUUGAAAGAAAGAUUUUGGUAAAUGAAGUUGACUCUCUAUCGACCAAUCUCACACUAUACACAAAAAUUGACUGCAUUCUUCUAAAGAAAGCCCAAAAUUAUUACACCAUUUUACAGCGCCCGUCUCAUCUCAGCUCAGCUGAUCAGACAGCGAUACAACCGGCGUCCCUUGCAAUCCCAGCAAACAAAAUCCAAGGUCUGGUGUAUGAAGUAGACUUCCUAUCCAACUGGUUUAAGCUUCAAAUACCCACCUUUUUUUUUACUUCAAUAAGCAAUAAUCUGAUGAGAUUUAGUUGAUUCUUUAGUUUCUUCUGUAACCCCAGAAGUUUGAUUUUGUUUUGCUUUGUUGAGGAGAGAUAAAAGGAUGGAGAUUUGGAAGUGGGCUUUGUUUCUGGUUGCUGUAAUUUUAUUGGGAGAGAUGGGAAUUGAUGCGAAGAAGAUGUCUCAGCUUCACCCAACUGAGCGCAUUUCAGGUAGUGCUGGUGAUGUCCUGGACGAUGAUCCCGUUGGAAGACUGAAGGUUUUUGUAUAUGAGCUUCCAAGCAAAUACAAUAAAAAGAUUUUACAGAAGGAUCCAAGAUGUCUUACUCACAUGUUUGCAGCAGAGAUAUUUAUGCACCGUUUUCUUCUUUCUAGCCCAGUCAGAACCCUUAAUCCUGAAGAAGCUGAUUGGUUUUACACCCCAGUGUAUAGCACUUGUGACUUGACACCAAAUGGCCUUCCGUUGCCGUUUAAAUCUCCACGCAUGAUGAGAAGUGCUAUACAGCUCAUUUCAUCAAACUGGCCUUAUUGGAAUAGGACAGAAGGAGCAGAUCAUUUUUUUGUGGUACCGCAUGACUUUGGUGCUUGCUUCCAUUACCAGGAAGAAAAAGCAAUUGAGAGAGGCAUUCUUCCGUUGCUCCAACGUGCUACAUUAGUUCAGACUUUUGGCCAGCGAAAUCACGUUUGCCUGAAGGAGGGUGCAAUCACCAUUCCACCAUAUGCUCCUCCACAGAAAAUGCAAGCUCAUUUGAUCCCUCCAGACACACCUCGCUCCAUCUUUGUUUACUUCCGAGGACUGUUUUAUGAUGUAGGGAAUGACCCCGAAGGAGGUUACUAUGCAAGAGGUGCAAGAGCGGCUGUUUGGGAAAACUUCAAGGACAAUCCACUUUUCGACAUCUCAACAGAGCAUCCAACAACAUACUAUGAGGAUAUGCAAAGAGCUGUUUUUUGCCUGUGCCCUCUUGGCUGGGCACCUUGGAGUCCAAGAUUGGUUGAAGCUGUUAUCUUUGGGUGCAUUCCUGUUAUUAUAGCAGAUGAUAUAGUUCUUCCAUUUGCAGAUGCCAUUCCAUGGGAAGAACUUGGGCUGUUUGUUGAUGAAAAGGAUGUGCCAAAUUUGGAUACAAUACUUACUUCAAUACCUCCUGAAGUUAUCUUGAGGAAACAGAGAUUACUUGCUAACCCUUCAGUUAAACAAGCUAUGCUGUUCCCUACGCCUGCUCAACCUGGUGAUUCUUUUCAUCAAAUUCUGAAUGGGCUUGCGCGUAAAUUGCCACACGGCCGAAGUGUGCACUUAAAACCCGGGGAGAAGGUCCUGAAUUGGACUGCAGGACCUGUAGGUGACCUUAAGCCUUGGUAGAAGCGAUUUCAGGCGGCUCAACAUUUUUCCCCGUGAAGAUUUGAUGCUUCUAGCAGUGGACAUUUGUUUGCUGUUGUAAAUGAAAAUAUCCCAUUCAUUUAGUGUAAAAUUCUUAACAUCUUUUUUGCCAAUAUGUAGUGUAAUUUUGCAGAACCCAAUGAUUUUAAGCUUCUUGAUGCUUUAUUUAGCACAUCCCCACCCCCCUCUAAAGGAAAUUGAUGUGAAUCUUCUCAAGCUCCAAUUGUAUAAUUUUGGUGCAGUAGUGUGAUCUGAUAUGAUGUGUAACGUUUUUACGCUUAAUAGCCUCUUUGUUGCCCCAUUAAUCUGGGUUUGUUAGAUAAGA